AUGUUGGUCUAUGUAUCUGGGCUCACCGGUCACCGGGCCCAGGCCGCGUCACAGCACGAUGUAUUGCGGGAGAGAUGGGCAGCAGACUGCAUGCAACGCGGGCCGGAUCCAGAAGUUGAUGGCAAGGAAGAUGGAGCUCCGCCUCAACCAUCCAAAUGCCAGCCAUCCGAACGGCAACCACCAGCGCCACGACCACCCACAGCGGCCUCCCACAGUGCCGCCAGCACCGCUUCCAUAUAA
Molecule: messenger RNA, 240 nt
Organism: Gongylonema pulchrum
Lineage: Eukaryota; Metazoa; Nematoda; Chromadorea; Rhabditida; Gongylonematidae
Source: the annotation of a GenBank genome assembly